ACCUGGAAAGUUUCCCCCAAUGUCUCUCUCCAAAGUCUAACAAACUCCAUCUGAACAGGAGAGAGAUUUCGGAAACGCUAACUUCACUGUGUUUUGUGCCUGAAAAAUGAUAGAAAACCAAGCCAAGUUUGUUUUCAGAGACAUCCCGGGACUCGAAUUGUCUGUCAAUGCUCAGAAUUUCAGAACGGAACAAUGGAGGGAUUGGCUCAGUGUGUCCUGCGGGUGCCGUGGGGAUAGUUUUGCUUGCAUUUCAUUGGCGGAGAAACGGGAGCAAAAAGAGUUCUCACCGACGCCAGCUCAGCUUCUCAAGCAUCCAUUAGCCAUGCUCGCUUUAGCGCCAAAGGAUCUCGCGCUUUUUGCUGCAGGUGCCAUCGCAGGGGCCGCUGCUAAAACUGUCACCGCCCCUCUUGAUCGGAUUAAGCUCAUCAUGCAGACACAUGGAAUAGGAGUUGGGCAUGAAAGUGCAAAGAAAGCAGUUGGGUUUAUUGAGGCUUUUACCUCAAUUGCAAGGGAAGAAGGAAUCAAAGGCUACUGGAAGGGAAACCUUCCACAGGUGAUCCGGAUAAUACCCUACAGUGCAGUUCAAUUGUUUGCUUAUGAAACAUACAAGAAAAUAUUUAGAGGAAAGAAUGGGGAGCUCUCUGUGAUUGGAAGAUUUGCAGCAGGCGCUUGUGCAGGCAUGACUUCAACUUUUGUUACCUAUCCAUUAGACGUUUUGAGGUUGAGAUUGGCAGUUGAACCUGGGUAUAAAACUAUGACAGAGGUUGCUCUCAACAUGCUAAAAGAGGAAGGAAUUGGGUCAUUUUAUAAUGGCCUAGGACCUUCUCUUAUUGGAAUCGCACCAUAUAUUGCUGUGAACUUUUGCUUUUUUGACCUGGUAAAAAAAUCUCUACCAGAGAAAUAUCAGAAGAGCACUCAAGUGUCACUAGUUACAUCAUUGAUUUCAGCUGCUGUGGCCACAGUCAUGUGCUAUCCAUUGGACACAAUAAGAAGGCAAAUGCAAAUGAGGUGUACCCCUUACAAGACUGUUUUAGAUGCUUUCGUAGGUAUAGUGGCUCAUGAUGGUCCAAUUGGAUUGUACAGAGGCUUUGUGCCCAAUGCUCUUAAAACUCUGCCGAGUAGCAGCAUCAGGCUUACAACAUUCGACACCGUUAAGCAACUGAUUGCAGCAAGUGAAAAGGAACUUCAGAAAAUUGUGGAUGAAAAUCGUAAGAAAGAAUAGCCACGUCACUUGUAAGGUUUAAUCUCCUGUACAAUGUUGAAGCCAUCAUAUUUUUCCGUAUCACCCCUUCACACUGCUUAUUUUCAGGAAUACAUGCAUCUUAGCAUAUAAAAUUUUUUAGGCGAGUUGACCAAAGUGUGUUAUGACUCAAUUGAGUAAACCCGACCCAAUCACAAAAUUGUACAAUGUAUUAGAGCUUUGUAGAUCUAGAUCGCCAAAUCUUAUCAUUUCGUCCCCUACACUUUAAAAAAUAAUAAUGCUCAUUUGCAACACUUCAAGUAAAUAAAAUUCAUUCGCACGUGAGAGGUGUAUUAG
Molecule: messenger RNA, 1537 nt
Organism: Cuscuta campestris
Lineage: Eukaryota; Viridiplantae; Streptophyta; Magnoliopsida; Solanales; Convolvulaceae
Source: the annotation of a GenBank genome assembly